UACGUCUAGGCAUGUGGUUGGUUUGCCACACGGGCUUCAGCAAGAUGGCUGCAGUUCUUCGAGCAAAUCAGGAGUGCAGGCUGUAAGCCAGCGGUCCACAUCACUACAGCAGCGCUUAUUCCGUCUGCGUGAGUGUGUGAGUGUGUGUGAGCCGCCGCCAGUGGACCGAGCGGGUCACUUCUGACAAGCUUGGUGAUCUGUUUAAACUGGGACGGGGAUUUGAUGCUACAGCCGUUGCGGGUGAGAUGGUGAGAGGGGGGAGGGAGUGAGGCCAUGGGCUGCACCUCGGCUAAGCAGGUGUCUGCUGUGCCCAACGAUGAAGAGGGCCGGGGCAAAGCCUACAGCAACGGAGACCUCUUCACUGAUGAAUAUAAGAUGAAGGGAGUGGAGGAGGUGAAGUACAUGCGUGGAGAAGAAGACAGAGUAAACGCACGCAACCAGGAGAACCUGGAGAAGAGCUCAACGCAGCACAGGACCAAACAGCACAAAGAGGUGCCUGGGCCCAGCGCCAACAAGACAAACAUACAUACGUCAGAGAGUCAGCAGGAGUUCUUCAGAAUGCUGGAUGAGAAGAUUGAGAAGGGGCAGGACUACUGCUCAGAGGAGGAGGAUGAUGUGACAUAGCAGAGAGGCGCCAGAUCUUGCCAGAGAUGGAAAUAGAGAGAGAGUGUGAACUCAAAAAAAUCAGUGUUUCCUAUGUCUGUAACACUCUGUCAGUCUGAGAGUGAGUGUGCGUGCGAGUGCGUGAGAGCGUGUGAGAGUGAGAGUGAGAGAGAAUGCAGGACUUUUCCUCAUAGGCUGUGGCACCCUUGACCCCUUCUCCUCUCUUGGGGUUGCCUUGCUUGGAGAUCUAGAUGGUUUUGGGUGAAGAAAGAACAGCUUGAUUGAUGUAUUAUCAACACAGACUCACUCUGACGUGAAAUGAGGACCCCCGUCCCCCUCCGCUCCUCUCCUCCUACGGCCAGCAUUGGAACGGCCCCCUUCCGCCGCCUGGCUGUAACGAAGCCAUCUGAGAGAGAGAAAGAGAGAUUAUGUCGAGGAAAGCGAGAUGAAAAGAUAUGGAGAGAAAAAAGAUGACAUGCCCCUCCCAGUCCUUGUUUUAAGUGGCAGGCCAGAGAAAAAACUGACAUAUGGAGGAACCAGAAGAGAGCUUACAAACAUCCUCUGGAGAUAACGGGGAGUGAAUGUAAAGAUGGAGUGUUGUGGGUUUUUGGGGGGAGAAAUGAUUGAACGAGAGAUAUUUUAUUAAGAGCGACUAUAUGAACGAACUGGCUGAUUAUUUUGAUAUUUUGAUAAGAGCGUUGUGGCAAGUUUUUGAACAUUUGAGUCUGGACUCCUGCCUUUUGAAGGACCUUUUUUAAUUUGUCGAGAUUGAUUUGUUUGUUCCAUAAAUGUGUUUUUAUUUGGUUUCUUUUUUGCUUAUUGCAUAGAUCAUACCUCUUCAAGCUUGUGCUGUAAAGGUCAGGGCUGUACGGUGACCCCAUAACACACUCGCUCACACACACACACACACACACACACACACACACACACACACACACACACAGAGAAAGCUAAAAUUAUCACCACACCCUCUUUCCACACACACAGGUUCACACUUUCAUUUUGUAUAUCCUGCUAUUAUUUGUAAAGGUUUUUGAAAAUAGACGGAAAUACUGUCAGACCAGUUACCCCCACACACAUCCAAAUAUAUCCCUUACAGCCACCCGCAAACUGGCAGCAUUUCACUUAAAGAUCUGUAUUGACUGUGUAUGCUGCCCUUUAAUACAGGUAAUGGACUGUGAAGAGACUAUGGCAGAGAACUGGGGUUGUCUGUGUUGUUUUGUGUGUUUCGAGGGCUGUAUUUGUGUUGAUCUGUGUCAGAGAACCAGCUCUUACUGUGGUAAUUGUUGUCAAAGGGAUGAGGUGUUUGUCUUAGGCCUGUAUGUGUUUAGCUAGUGUUUACCUCUGUUUCUCACCCUGCGUUUCUUACUCAAAAGUAUUCAGUCGUGUUGGUAAAAUGAAUUCUCGUUGUCUCUUACAAUCCAUAGACAUAUUCUAGACAGUAUGAGGUGGGGUGGGGUGGGGUCACUUUGGGGGACACAGCGCUGGCCAAGCAUCUGUCACUAUGAUUACUGGAUUGAUUCCUUUUUAAUUUUUAUUUUCAAUGUUUUCUUUUUCUAUUAAAAUAUAAGACACAGGAGCUGUGGUUUCUGUGUGCUGUCUCACCGAUUAAUUUGUUGGUGUGUGUGUGUGCAGGUACGCACUGCUUUGCUGACAUCAUUAAUCCAUUACAGCGUCAUGUUUCCUGUUGGUGGUCUGACUCAUAACGUUAAAAAUACUUAAUGGUUUCUGGUGUUGAAUUUCAAAUGCAGAAAUGUGCAGAUUACAUUUCCACCAUGGGUUAAUAUUAUCAAACCGAACAAAUGUUUAACUAUAAUGUUAAAAUAGCUGUCCAGCACGUCUUUUUGGAGAAUCCACACAGAGACGAGACAUUAGAUAUUGACAGACCAAAGCGAAGCAUAUGUGCGUUUUAAUUUCACAUACUACUUGUGGUUUGUCUCCACCUGCAGGUUGAAGAGUGGAGCUGAACUAUGCUAGAAAUGUAUCAAAUGGUAUAUUAGAUUAAAUGUAUAUAAUUGUAUAAAAUGAACGUGUAUGUUUUAGAUUUCAUGACUGUUCACUAUUUAAGCUUUUCAGUCCUUUGCAUCUCACCUUUCAUUUGACUUGAUAUUGGACAUUUCAUGCUAUUUAGGAUAUUCUGACACAUUACUGUUUCCAGUGGUUAAACUCCUUAAUAUGCUCCUUCCACAGCUUUAAUUCACUUGAUGCUUAUAGAGUCUGUGUUUAUUCAUGCUAAAAUCUCUCGUGCAGCACAACUGAAAAAAAUGGACAUGCAGAAAGUGCCACAAACAAUACAUUAAUAGUUAAGAGGUAAAAUUAAUCCGUUCCUAUAAUUCUAAAACUUUCUAAAGAGAUUGAGGUUCAAAAAAAUGGAUUAUGUGAGCUACAGCCAAUAAUCAGUGUUUAAGGUUUAUAUUCAUGUAUAUGUAAACUUGGUUAAUAUGUAAUAUGUUUUUUGUGUAUUAUAUAUUUAUAAUAUAUUUAUAUAGCAUAUUAUUAAAAGUUAGGGGUCAGCAAGA
This is a messenger RNA of Onychostoma macrolepis, 3122 nucleotides long. RefSeq lists its product as uncharacterized. The transcript has 7 exons. Bases 274 to 624 code for a protein of 116 amino acids. The record is from RefSeq and is a predicted model, not a curated record. NCBI's taxonomy places the organism in Eukaryota, Metazoa, Chordata, Actinopteri, Cypriniformes, Cyprinidae.